Molecule: messenger RNA, 2273 nt
Organism: Brassica napus (rape)
Lineage: Eukaryota; Viridiplantae; Streptophyta; Magnoliopsida; Brassicales; Brassicaceae
Exons: 13
Coding region: 918-2018 (366 amino acids)
Source: RefSeq, a predicted model, not a curated record
CGUAAAAUCGUAUGAAAGGAGAAAAAUAAUGAAUUAGAUUUUUUUAGUUUAACUUUAAGAGUGAAUUAUUAUUUGGCUUUUUUUUUGAAUUAGUAUUUGGCUAUUUCACUCGAUGAUUUAUCUUCCUCGCGUUGUUGGCAAACUUUUGAAAGUUAUUUCAAUGACACAUAAAAAAUCAAUUACGGGUUCAUUUUGGUAAGAAAUCCAAUCAUUAUCUCCACAUUUUCUUUUCCUUGCUUAUAUCUCACACUAUAAGAAAAAUCUUGACUUCCUUUUGGAAGAUAAAGAAACAAUGUAUUUCACUUUGGGAAUAUUAAUAAGAAUAUGGUUCAGUCCAUAAGUAGUUUAUUAAUUUCUGUUAUUGUACUCCUAAUUUAAGUCUACAAAUGAUAAUGAUAUAUAAUCAUUGUCAUAUAUUUAUUUGGUAUAUGCAACUAUUAUUCACUGGCAUUACAUGUUACGAAUUGACCAAAAAAGAUAGUGUAACGAGCUAUUCCCCAUAACAAAUUUUAUUUUAACGAAUGCUUACAACAAUUUUUAUGUGGCAUGUAGAUAUAUAAAAGAAUAGUGAGAAAAUAAUAAAAUAUAAAAUAUGAUGUAAAUGAAUAUUUUUUUGGGGAUUUAGUCAACAUUUCAUGUUUCUAGUUUUGAAAAAUUGUUUAUAUACGUCUAUUCUUUUUUUUUUGAGCAACAUAUAUGUCUAUUCAAUUCUGAAAUUUUCUGUAAACAUAAUAACUAAAUAUAUUAGUGGUAUAUUUGUAAUAUAUUAUAUUUAUAACUUAUUUUUUAUUUUCUUUGAGAUAUAUAAUUAUCUAUUUAAACUAUGUAUGCCACAUCAGCACUAUGAAUUUAGACUUUUUUACUUUUAAUUUAAUAUAUAAGGGGAAUCGUUCUCUCAAUCAGGACAAUUGUUAACCAUGUCUUUUCGAGGCGAUAGAAUCGAUGAUGAAACGCCUCUCUUCUGGAGUCCGGAAUAUAUUUUCGAGUUACCGGAACCAUGUCUUCCAUUAAGGCAGCCACAAAAUCACCAACACCAAGCCCUUCAUGGACAACAACAAGGCAUUUCGCAUGAGUCUUGGUUACGAGGAAAUCUAGUAAAUGUGCGUUCAAGGGUACGACAAUUUUUCUUCAGUCAACCCAUGCUAAGUUCGGAAGAUCCGAGCCUUUUUACAAUGAACCAAAUAGGGAUGGGUCAACGAAUCGGACAAGGAAAUGGAGUUGAACACCCAACUAUGUCUUAUUUUCAUGAGUUUCCAAAUCAUCUUCAAGAGAUACAACAAGUAAGUUCUGAUGCAUUUGGUUCACUGUUUCCUCAACGCUUCCAUCGUUUUUCAGAUGAUAACCUUCCAGUUAUCACCACAAACACAACAGCAACUUCUCUAAACAGACAACAACAUUGUCUUUGUGCUCAUACUCUUUCAACUAGAGAGCCUCUGUUAAGCAACCGAAAUCAUAAUUAUUAUGAUUUGAAUCAAUUUUUGGCGGUGAAUACAGAGCAUUCAAGUCACAUAGGCCCGAGCAAUCUCAUUCCAAAUGGGUUACAUAAUUAUAUGCCUCAUCAGACGUAUGUCCCAAUCACUUCGGCUUUUAACAUAAAUGGACAGCAACUGCCCCCAUCGGUUUUAGCCAUUCGGCGUAAUGAAGCUCACAAUCUAAGGACGGUUAACAAUUCAGCUAGGCAUCAUGUCAAUAUGCAAAGAAGGUUGCAUCAGUCCUCAUCAAGUUUUCGGGUUUCCAGCUUAUACACUCUGCUGCGUAGACGUCCAAGCGCAAACUCAAGCAUACCUCCACAAAAUGAAGUUAUAGGAUCUCGGCGAAGAACUUAUGAAAGUCGGUUUCAAUUUGGGGAACCAUCAUCUUCUACUCGACGCAGGAGGGCUACACCAGCAGAUGGAAGUGUUGGUUCAACUGCAAUCAAUCCUACUGAAGAAAGGAGAGUAAAUGGACUGUACGAUCCAGAAUACCAAAGACAAGGUCUAUGUAUUGACCCUCACUUGAGAAAUUUUCUCAAUCAAUAAAUGGUUCUUGAUCUAUCCUCAAACCUUCAGCAAGUGAAAGGAAUCUAUAGGUCACUGAUCUAUCCUCAAAACUUUGAAUAAAUGAAAGGUUUUAUGUUUAAUGGUGUGUUGUCAUGGUCCCUCCUUUUCUUUUUCUCUAUGGUCUUUAGUUUUAUCUUGCGUCAGCGUCAAGUGGAUUGUUGUUUAAAGGUUGAUGUCAGUUUACAUUAUGGUAUUUUACCCUUAUCUUACAAUCGUUAAACCGUGGUUUGUUUU